Molecule: messenger RNA, 1631 nt
Organism: Drosophila bipectinata
Lineage: Eukaryota; Metazoa; Arthropoda; Insecta; Diptera; Drosophilidae
Source: RefSeq, a predicted model, not a curated record
CCUAUAAUACAAUUUGUUGGUUUUAAAAUCAUUUAAAAAAAGUUAAAGCUAAAAUAAACUAUAAUACCAUUUUUGUAUAUUGAGUUUACUAUUGCAUGAGGCAGUGGCGCCAACUGCGGAACAGCUAAGUCAGCGGCGCCUGUUAUAUCCUUUGGCGGAGGAACGGAAAUUCCUAGACCCCCACCUAUAUCUGGCUGAUGACGGCCGCGAUUUGGAAAGGGACAGCGAAAUCAGGGACCCCUUAUUAAGACCCCUUUCCCUUAAUAGGAAAACUCUGAGGCAGAGUUGACUUGUUUUGGUUUCAAUCCGGAAGUAAUCCAAGAACCGCAGACUGCAACCUUGGGGAAGCCAUCAGAAGGCUAUUCAGUCGAAUCUCCCGCCAAUCAGUUUGAAUUUUUAUCAAACCAAACAGCCACUUACUCAUUAUAGGAAAGAAAAGGGGCAACAUUGCGAUGAACGAUUCGCGGGAAUCACUUGGGUGCGCUUUGCAGAAAAAUUCCGCAUCCCCUGUAAAAUUGUCGCUCUCAACGGAAAGCCAGGAGCUCAACACUGACGAGAAAUUCCUCGAGAUGAUCAAACCCCAAAUGACGGAGAUGAAUCCUCGCCAGAAGAUGAUGUUCAAGAAAAAGGUGUUUCAAUCGCUCAUAGAGACCUUUGAUGAUGCCACUGACUUUCCAGAGUCCGGAGAGCUUUGUUUCUCUGAUAUUAACACUCUGUCUGGCUUUGAGCUCGUAUCGGAUCCGGAGUUACAGCUGUUUAGGGAGCUGGUUAGCCUGGUAAGUGCGGCCAAGGUGACUUCUACGCCACCGUCACCUCGAGGGCCAUCUUCAAGCGCACCCACAACCAGUGCCGGCGGAAAGCCGGCAGCACCAGAAGUGUCGCGACAAACGCGGAUUAUGCCCCGUGAAAUGGUUCAGAGGGUUAUUAAGCCGGGCUCGUCAGUAGAGGUGACGACUACUCCUAUCAUGAUCGGACCGGGGCAUGAAAAGAUGCCUUACAGUAUCCUUGAGAUGAAUGGCAAGUCGAAUGGAUAUAAAGGCGCUUCGAUGGAGGAGUUACGCCCCAAAGAAUCUUCCGUGAGUGGUACAUCUGGGGCCAUCAAGGUGGUGCAUUCCGUCGUCAGUCCCCGGGCAACCUCCGUUGUGGCGGCUGUAAGGUACCAAGACUCUAGCAUGAACACCUUCUUCGGCCAGCCGCCCAAUGUGUCGGCCAUUAAGACUGCUCAGCCGGGAAAGUUGAGUAUGUCCCGCCGCUACACCAUUUGCGGAGCGCGCAAUACUCCUCCGGUACCACCUAGUGGUCAGAUGCCCGACAAUGCCAGUUCUCUCAUCUCCAACCUAAGCCCAGUGGUGGAGGCUACCAUCCUGAAGCGUCGCCUCGAAGCUCCCACCCUGGGUCUGAAGCCACUUGGAGGAAAUGUGUCCGGCACUAAUAAACAGCUUUCGCCCGUCAUCGGAUCAUCGACUCCGACAAAGACUCUACAGAUCACCAAUGCUGCUGCUCGGUCUGCACAGAGUCGCAGUGAUUCAACAAAGACAGUGGCCACAAGUGCUGCGGGAGAUUUCUCCCUAGGCAGCCUGAAGCGGGUGCCACUAGAUAACAUGUUGGAUAUGGACAUUCUGGGCAUCUAA